Saprolegnia diclina VS20 is the source of this 342-nucleotide messenger RNA. RefSeq lists its product as hypothetical. The coding region runs from base 1 to 342 and encodes 113 amino acids. Gene Ontology annotation, biological process: resolution of meiotic recombination intermediates; replication fork processing. Gene Ontology annotation, molecular function: chromatin binding; protein heterodimerization activity. Gene Ontology annotation, cellular component: FANCM-MHF complex; Fanconi anaemia nuclear complex. The transcript has a single exon. The record is from RefSeq and is a predicted model, not a curated record. NCBI's taxonomy places the organism in Eukaryota, Oomycota, Saprolegniomycetes, Saprolegniales, Saprolegniaceae.
AUGGACGAGGAGCGGACCGCGCUGCUCUACGCGGUCAGCGCCAUCUGCGACGCCAGCGCGACGCAGGACUUCAUGGACGUCGAGAAUGGGAUCAAGGCCAAGGCGCGACCCAGCGCGUCCAAGGAGACGCUGCAGAUCCUCACGGACGUCGUGCUCAAGCAGGUCGACCUCGUCGCCGUGGACCUGCAGCAGUUUGCGCAGCACGCAGGCCGCAAAAAGAUCUCGGCGGAAGACGUGCUGCUCUGUGCCCGCCGGCAGCCGGACCUGGCCGCGACGCUGCAAGAGUACCACCGCGCCAACUUUCUCGGGAGCGCGACGCGGAAGCGCAAGGACCGAUCGUGA